GCAUUAAUUAAUUUUUCACCAAGAUCUUGCAGCAGCAUUGAUGAUGGUAGAGUCUGACCACUGCACAAAGCAGCUCUUCUCCAUCCAGCACAUCCCAAAGAUUCUCAAUGAGGUUAAGAUCUGGACUCUGUGGUGAACUCUCUCUCAAUCCAUGUGUGAAAAUGAUGGUGAUCUCAUGCUCCCUGAAACCUGAACUCUUUCACAAUUCCAGCAUCAAGAAUCCUGACAUUGUCAUCUUGGAAUAUGAAGAAAAAAUAAUCCAUUGGUGGAAUAACCUGGUCUAUAUUCAGUAUAUUCAGGUAGUCGCUGACCUCAUUCUUUCAGCACAUACUGUUGCUGAACCUGAACCUGCAGACCAACUGCAGCAUCAACCAACCAACCCCACAUCAUUUACUCACUUAAAUCCAGACAGGAGUGUUGAGACGGUCUAUAAUCUGCUGUGGGUCCUGAUCUGUUUAUGAAGGAGGUCAGACUGGAUUCUGCAGUCAUUUGAAUGAGAUUAAUGGUCACAGGACUGUGAUCUCCACUGUGCUCAGAUCUAUGAGGACAUCCACUGUAUACUAAUAGUCAUGCAGCACCCAAAUUUUGAGACGAGGCAUCCGCUGCAGGCUGAGGAGCAGGAGACGGGUUACGACCCUCUGCACAACUACAACCGAAACAAACCACGAGGACUUUCAGACAGCUCUGUUGAAUCUACUUUCCAGUCCUACAGUAAAGAAUGGGAUGACUUGUUCCAGAACAGUAACUACCUGGUGCGGAUCAGGCAGGCAGGCAUUAACGGCCGAUUACGGAGCAGCCGAUUCCGCAGUGUCUGCUGGAAGCUCUAUUUAGAUAUUCUUCCUGAGGAUAAAAGCCAAUGGAUCAAUAAGACCAGAGAGUUCCGAGCUCAGUAUGAGCAGAUUAAAGAGACGCACAUCACAAACCCACGCAAAGCUGCCGGUCAGCAGGACCUCGUGGUGAAUAACCCCCUGUCUCAGGAUGAGGGGAGUCUGUGGAACAAGUUCUUCCAGGAUAAAGAGCUGAGGGGUAUGAUCAAGCAGGAUGUCCUGAGAACGUUUCCAGAGAUGCGUUAUUUUCAGGAGGAGGAUGUUCGGACGAAACUGACGGAUAUUCUGUUCUGUUACGCUCGAGAAAACGAGAGACUGCUCUAUAAACAGGGAAUGCAUGAGCUGUUGGCCCCGAUAGUGUUUGUUCUCCACUGUGAUCAUCAGGCCUUCCAGCAUGCCAGUGAGACGGCCAAUCCCAGUGAGGAGAUGAAGGUCCUUCUGGAUCCGAAUUUCCAUGAACACGAUGCUUAUGCCAUGUUCUCCCAGCUCAUGGAGACAGCAGAACCCUGGUUCUCUAGUUUUGAGAGGGAGGUGCGGAAGGGUAAAGAGGAGAUGAUGACCAGUAUACCGUUCGCCAGGCCGCAGGACGCCGGCCCUUCUGUUGCCAUUGUAACCAAAGUAAACCGUAUCCAGGAUCAGCUGGUGAAGAAGCAUGAUAUCGAGCUGCACAUGCACCUCAACCGCCUGGAGAUCGCCCCCCAGAUUUACGGCAUUCGUUGGGUGCGGCUGCUGUUCGGUAGGGAGUUUCCUCUGCAGGAUCUGCUGGUGGUUUGGGAUGCUCUGUUUGCGGACAGCAUCACUCUGGAUCUGGUGGACUAUGUGUUUGUGGCCAUGCUGCUCUACAUCAGAGAUGCGCUUAUUGCCAGUAACUUCCAGACGUGUCUGGGUCUCCUGAUGCACUACCCACCUGUCGGAGACAUCCACUCUCUUCUGCACAAAGCUCUGUUCCUCAGAGAUCCAAAGAACAACCCAAGACCGGUGAACUACCAGUUCCAGCAGAACCUUGACUACUAUAAAACCCGUGGAGCCGACCUGGUCAACAGGACCCGGGCCAGCACUAAAGCUCCUCCACUCAACAUCAACAAAGUCUCCAGCUCUCUGCUCAGCUUCGGCAGGAAGCUCAUGGCUCCAAUGGGAGGCGGCUCCAGCGGCAUCUCGCCAAUCAACAGCGAGGUUCUGUCAGCUCCGCCCCCGCAGUCUCAGCCGCCUCGGGCCCUGACCGAGCACCCGCCCGGCCCGGCCUCCUCACAGAUCCAGCCGCAGCACCGCCUGCUGAAGUCCGAGAGCAUGCCUGUACACCUGAGCAAAGAUGUAGGUUCUGCUGGAGUAUCUCAGAUCUCUCUGCCCACCCAAAUACUGUCUGACCUGCAAGGCCAGACCUCCUCCAGGACUGUAAGCUCCUCCCCCAGCACUGAGAGUCUGUCUGGUGGGCGGGACCAUGCGAUGUCCUCUCCUCCUCUUCCUGUCUCCAGGGGGCGGGACUCCAACACAUCGUCUCCGCCCCUUUCCGCCACUAAGAAAGACUCGUUCUUCAACAUCAGUCGCUCGCGCUCUCACAGCAAGUCUAUGGGCAAGAAGGAUGUGGAGGAGCUGGAGGCCCAGGUUUCGUUCCUGCAGGGGCAGAUUAAUGAUCUGGAGGCGAUGAGUAAAUACUGCGCUAAGAUGAUGAACGUUCAUAUCGGUAAAAUUCAGGACGUGAUUCUGCAGGAGAAUCUGGAAAAGGAGGACGAGGUGCUGGUGUCCCUCGCUGGACUCAAACAGAUUAAGGACAUCCUGAAGGGAGCUCUGCGCUUUAACCAGAGUCAGCUGGAGGCCGAGGAGAACGAGGAGAUCACUAUAGCAGACAACCACUACUGCUCCACAGCCCAGCACAGAGCUCAGCAGGAGGGCUUCACGUCCGCUGAUGCUGCUGAUGAUGCUGAUGAUGCUCAGUCCGGCUCUCAGCUGGACCCCAGCCUCCUCUCAGAGCAGGAGACGGACCUGGAGACCAAGCUGGAGAAACCUGUACAGAGCCAGCAGGAACUCACCACAGAGUUACAGACUGUUGAAGGGAGGAACUGGGACGACUACAUCCUGGUUUCGCAGGAUGGAGAACUCCAGCCGAAUGAGGGCGACGAGCACGGAGCUCCCACCGUCGCCCCGGCCUUUAAACACAUGCGGCCUUUCAUCAAGGCGGAGUUUCAGGAUCCUCUGAUGGGAGCCACUUCCGGCUCGUCCAGUCCUGACGAGGGCAGUACUAACAGCAAGGACUCUGAUUUUACCAUCGUUAACCCCGCUGACAUAUGAGUCCCGCUGCUUCUCCAUCUCCCUCUCCCGUCUUUGACCUUCAGACCCCUCUAGAGGGCGGAUAAGCCACUCUGCUGGACUUUUGCACAUAUGAACUCUAGGCUAACUGCCUUAUGAACCUUUAUGAACCCUUAUGAACACUUAACCCUAGACCCCAUUCCAUAAUCUGAUCAAUUGACUGUUUAUAUUUGCUAUAGUAGACCUAUAUUCCAAAUCAUAUUUGGACUACACAUGUCUGUCUGAACCAAUGACUGUACAUAAGCAUGGAUGCCGUGGUUUCAUUUCAUUCCCUUCUAUUACGUCCUUCUCUUCCCCCAGAGCAAGUGUCUCAGACCUCCUUCAUUGAGUUUACAGUGUAGCUUAUAGAACUUGAGACAAUGCAGGUUUUUCCCCCAGUGUACUCAGUUUCUCCAGUGUGUGUAAUUAUAUCCAACACAGUAAAAGUGCAGUUUAUUUACAUCAAAUAACAUACCGUGUUUUUCGCACUAUAAGGCACGAACAUCUAUUUUCUGGUCCAUUUUCAUACAUAAGGCGCAUCGGAUUAUAAGGCGCAUUUUAAAAGAUACUAUAAGGAACUUUUAAUCACAGAUUUCUCUCCUGAAAACUGAUUAUUUGGGUGAGUAAAGUGAAUUUCUCCAGCACUAAACCUGCAGUUAGCGGCUAAUGCCUCCCAACAGUGCUACUUUGUGGAACCCCGAAUGCUCUGGGAAGCCUGGGCGAUAUAAGCUAGCGGUUCGUCUCACGUAGCUUGUUUUCACACAGUAAAUGUGCAGAGUACUGGCCGAUAAUACUCACCUCUAAACAGCAAAAGAGAUAGUGUGGUCCGUGGCUAAUGCUAAUGCUACUCCAGCAGUGCUAGCUGGGGUUAGUAGCAGGCUACAGGCCGAUAAUACUCACUUCUGAACGGGAAAAUAGUAUUUAGCGGCUAAUGCUACUGCAACUCCAGCCCUGGUACUGGAGAAAUAAACUCCUGAAUAAAACUGCAAUUUGGCAGAGUGGUUUUACUGUUCCUUCAUACCUGACUGGUAAAAUCUUACACAAGACACACUGUAUUAUGAGGCGCUUUUUAAGAGACACUAUAAGGAACUUCUCAUUCAGCAGGUCUCGCUUGCUGGGUGGUGGUCGUGGGGGGCAUCUAACUAAGUUAAGUAAAGCUAAGCUACGUAAAUAAAACUAUUAAAAAAUCAAACGAGUACACCGAUUUCUCUCCUGAAAACUGUUUUUAUGGGUGAGUAAAGUGCUUUAGUUUUUUUACCGUACACUUAGAUUCCCAAAUUUCUCCAGCACACUCCAGCGGCUAACCGCUCCAGUAGUGCUAGCCGGGAUUAGGAGCAGACUACAGGCCAGUAAUACGCUCCUGACAGGAAAAUAGCAUUUAGAGGCUAAUGCUAAUGCUACUCCAGCCCUGGUGCUGUAGAACUGAAACACCUUAAUAACACUGAAAUUUGGCUUUACUGCUCCUUAAUACCUGACUGGUAAAAUCAUACAUAAGAAGCACUGGAUUAUAAGACACACUGACGAUUUUUGGGGGGGAAAUUAAACUAUUUUAAGUGCCCCUUAUAUUGCGAAAAAACAGUAAGUUACAGUAACAGAGCUCCGCUCAGUUCACUUUGAUUACGUUGCUGAGACAAAACGAAGCUACUAUGCUACAAUUUAUUCCCCACAAUUUAUAUUUACAUCAGAUUACAUAAUCAGAGUUCUGGCUUGCUUACAUCUGAUUAGUUAGAUUACAUUAGACAUUUUAUACUAAAUAAGGCUGUCGCUAAUUUAUUUUGCUGCUAAGUUUAGCCCCACCUUCCUAUGAUAUAAAAAAUAAGGUAGUAAAAACUGUUAUCUGAGGAUAAAAAUUAGUAAAUAUUACAAAUAUUAGCAAUACAAAAAAAACUGUUGGAUUUGUUGGAACAAUGAAGAUCUGAAUGAACCAGACUUGUGCUCCUGUCCAUGCUUAUAUAAAGUCAUUGGUCUGUACAGCUGUAUAUUCUCAGCCAUAUUUGAUUAACUCUUAAAAUGCUCUGUACUGUAAAUUACCUCGCGCCCUAAAGUGUCCAGUCUGGACUCUACAGCUUACUCAAUGGACCUUAAUUCCCUCAAAUCCUCCAUUCACCUCUCCAUACACUAUACAUUGCGCACCUAUUACCUAAUAUAGUUAAUAACUCACAUUAUACACCCAGUGUGGGUUUAAUGGUUAGUGCUGUAAUCUUCCUCAGUGCACAGACCUUACUCGUACUCAUCCUCCUCGUCCUCUUCUCGUCCUCUCUCUGACUGUAUCUGUAUCUGAUAAGGGCAGUGAUCUACACCUUCUAAACUGCCACUGAAGAGGGAGGCCUUAACCCUCAACAUGGACUAGAUCACAGCAUUAAUAACCUCUGUCUCUCUCUAUUGUUCUUUUUCUCUCCAGCAUUGAUUGUUCAUUAUCCAGUGCCUGAAAAAAAGUUCUCCAGAUAUACUGUAUACCCCCUCCAGGUUCCUGUGUUCAUCCUUUUUUUCGUUUUUUUUUUUUUUUUUUUUUUUUUUUUCUUCUAAAGGAUUUUAACUCACAGGCUCCAGUUUAUCCUUUUUUGUUAUUUUUGUUGUUUUUUUAAUCAGUUAUAUGUAAACAAUUCUGUAUUCUGCUGGGUCUGUUGUUCCUGGUGUCCUUUAUCUGAUUUCUCAUGGUUCCCAUCAUGGUAGCUGUGUAUGAUGUUGCACACGAGGGAUGUUCUAAUAUUGGAAUGAUGAUAAUGAUAAUGAUAAUAACUUCAGAUGAAUAAAAAGGCAUUAUUGCUCUUGCCAAAGCCA
This is a messenger RNA of Astyanax mexicanus (Mexican tetra), 5891 nucleotides long. It is a transcript of the gene tbc1d5, whose product is annotated as TBC1 domain family, member 5. NCBI's taxonomy places the organism in Eukaryota, Metazoa, Chordata, Actinopteri, Characiformes, Acestrorhamphidae. The transcript has 24 exons. Bases 570 to 3113 code for a protein of 847 amino acids. The record is from RefSeq and is a predicted model, not a curated record. Gene Ontology annotation, molecular function: GTPase activator activity. Gene Ontology annotation, biological process: activation of GTPase activity.